Moesziomyces aphidis is the source of this 1047-nucleotide messenger RNA. The record is from the annotation of a GenBank genome assembly. Lineage: Eukaryota; Fungi; Basidiomycota; Ustilaginomycetes; Ustilaginales; Ustilaginaceae.
AUGUGGAACGUGCUCAAGGCUACGCUGGUUGGUGCGUCGGUGGGGUUGUUGUCGGCGACUUGGGCGAUUUCAGCACCUGUAGGGAUGGUGGAGCGGGCCGAGACGUACGUCGGCUACGGCUUCUACUACUUUAUCGGCAAUGCGGCGGGUGAAGAGCGGAUCUUUGCGGCGGUUAGUCAGGGCAACUCUCCCACGGGCUGGGACCUGGUCAAUGGCGGGCAGCCGAUCCUGACGUCGACGGUGGGUACGCAGGGUGUACGCGACCCGAGCAUCGUUCGCUCAGCAGAUGGAAGCAAGUUUUACCUGCUCGCUACCGACCUUAACAUCGGGUCGGGAACGUCGUUCGGUGAAGCGGCUACGCUGGGCUCGCGCAGCAUCGUGGUUUGGGAGAGCAGCGACGAUUUGCAGUCCUGGUCCGAGCCAAGGCUUGUGGAGGUGAUUGGCAAGGAGGGUGGAAGUGCUUGGGCUCCAGAGGCACUGUACAAUCCCGCGACGCAGAAGUACGAUGUCUACUUUUCCGCGCAGCUCUAUCCCGAUUCGGAUACGAACCACACGGGAUCGUCGUACUUCCGCAUCAUGCGAUCAAGCACCACCGACUUCACCAGCUUCAGCCCCGCGGAAGUGUACGUGGACAGGAAGGGCGAUUCGGUGCUCGACAUGACGUUCCUCCAAACCAACACGGGACUGUACAGGUUCAUCAAGAACGAGAAUCCGACGUCGGACCCUCAUCCGCUCACCGUGUACCAGGAGCGCAGCGAUGGCGGUGUGGACGGAAGCUGGACCAAGGUGACGGAGAACAUUGGAGCUGGAGUGAUUGGGGCCAACGAAGGACCCACUGCGUUUGUGGAUAACACGGAUGCAGGCAAGUCGUGGCUGUGGGUGGACGAGUACACGAACCGUGGCUAUGUGGCACUCAACACCAACAACACCCAGCAGGGCACAUGGACCUUCGACUCGGCCGCAAACGAGCCGAGUAACCAUGCUCGACAUGGAACCAUCAUCCCGCUGACCCAGACGCAGUACGAUAACCUGCGUGCGCAGAUCUAA